AUAAUUGCAAACAAAGAUGAAACGAAAGAGAUGUGAAAUGGAAGAGACAACCAAGAAGAAGAAGAUGACAGAGAUUGGAUCUGCCAUUGAAGAACUCUCUGUUCUCUCCAUAGCAAAGACCACAAUAGUUACCGCCGAAACCGAAGCCACUACAAACAUCAUCAAUUUACCUUUAAAGCCUCUCCUCUCUUUCUGCAGAUUAAUCGUCCAAGUUCUUGAUAAGAUUGGCCCGACAAUGGCUGUUCUCCGACAAGACAUUGAUCAAAAUAUUCAAAGGCUAGAGAAGAGGUGGGAAUCUGAUCCUCUUUUGUACUCAAAUUUGGUUGAGAUACUGAGACAAGAAGCGAAGGAGGGAUCCUCUAGGAAACCUAAAAGCUGUAGCAGAGCUGCUCUUUGGCUAACGAGAGCGAUGGAUUUUACGUUAGCGCUAUUGCAACGGUUGGUGAAGGACAUGUCACAGAACAUGGAACAAGCCAUAGAAGAGUCUUAUAAUUUGACUAUAAAACCAUGGCAUGGAUGGAUCUCUUCUGCUGCUUUUAAGGUGGCUCUUAAACUGGUUCCAAACAACAGCACAUUCAUCAAUGUGCUUGCGGGAAAAGACGAGACUCAUCAAAUGGUCCAAGAUGAUAUAACAAGUCUAAUUUCAUUGCUCAUUCCACUUCUAAACCAACUUCAUUCUAUUUUGGUAAGAUUUAUAAUUUCCUUUUCUGCAAUAGUUUUUAUGCAUUUUGUUUUUGUUUAUGUGCAAAUGGACAAUGAGGAUUAUGGAGAAGCAGUUUCUGGAUUCUUUGGUGUUACCGGCACUGCCCCCAAGGUAAAGUAG
This is a messenger RNA of Camelina sativa (false flax), 823 nucleotides long. The record is from RefSeq and is a predicted model, not a curated record. Lineage: Eukaryota; Viridiplantae; Streptophyta; Magnoliopsida; Brassicales; Brassicaceae.